Symbiodinium sp. CCMP2592 is the source of this 930-nucleotide messenger RNA. The record is from the annotation of a GenBank genome assembly. NCBI's taxonomy places the organism in Eukaryota, Dinophyceae, Suessiales, Symbiodiniaceae.
AUGGAGGUGUUGGGCCUCGCGUCCUUCAUUUGCCUCCUCAUAGCCUUGGGAGGUUCUGCUGGCGUGCAACCCUUUGCUGCAGCCCUGGCGGCACUUCUGGGUUGGCUGGUGGUCUAUGCCUACCAACUACAGGUGCAGUGCCACCGCCUCGUCGUGUCCCUGGCAUUGAUCAAGCACCGAGUGGCCAGAGCGGCAGGAGCUCACGUGGAAAGCGAGAUCGACGCCCGCCCCGACCUUGUCGCCCUGAAAGAAUUCUUUUACAGUCCCACAAAAAUGGCCAUGGAGAGUCUCCGUGAGUGGCGCUGCUGGUACAUUGCUUUCAUUCCCACAAGCGCCCUCUGGAUCGUCCGCCUGGUCUCCGACGCCCCAACUUCCUUGAACGAUUCGGAUGGCGUGGCCUUUUGGCUUCUGACCACAUUGGGCGUCCUUUGCGGCGCCCUGGAGAGUCGAUCGACCCUCGCGCGCCUCCGGAGCUUCCGGGAAAGGGCAGGGAGGCGCUCCGAGGAAUCCUUGGAUGUUGAGUUGUUGGCCGCGCCCUCUGCAGAGUCUGCAGCACCGGCCUCUGCAACAGGAGAUUCGGCAAGCCCCGGGCCCGAUGCUGGGCGGAAGAAGGACUCAGUGGUCAAGCUCUUGGAGCUUGUCGGCCACGAGUGGCCCUUGUUGAUACAGGCAUCGUUCUUCCUGGUCAUUGCGGCCAUCGCAGAUGUUCUCAUCCCACACUAUGUCGGGGAGACCAUCAACGAGAUCAUCCGCGCAGAGGAGCGGGGCACUCUCGCCUCCCGACCUUUCAAGCAGCCGGUGAUCCUCCUCCUGGUGGUGGCAGCUGCUUCCGCCAUCUUUUCAGCGUGUCGCGGUGUCCCCCGGAAGCUGGGAGGGUUCAGAAGUUUAGGGUUCACAGCUCUGAAGCAUUCUCCGUCGGUCUGGGAUUGA